Tripterygium wilfordii is the source of this 2649-nucleotide messenger RNA. Its product is annotated as pentatricopeptide repeat-containing protein At1g80270, mitochondrial-like. The transcript is spliced from 3 exons. NCBI's taxonomy places the organism in Eukaryota, Viridiplantae, Streptophyta, Magnoliopsida, Celastrales, Celastraceae. The coding region runs from base 681 to 2504 and encodes 607 amino acids. The record is from RefSeq and is a predicted model, not a curated record. Gene Ontology annotation, molecular function: protein binding. Gene Ontology annotation, cellular component: mitochondrion.
AAUAUUAUUGCUUUGCACCUCCAAUGUAGCUGCUGUUCUUGCACUGUCGGUAUCAUUAAUACCUACGAAUUCCUGCGGUAUUGUUUGUAAACUCAAGAUGGGGAUCGUGUUUCGCAAAUACUGUCCCUUCUUCAUUCUUGUUCUCCACACGAAAAACAACAUAAUCGUUUCCCUGUAAUAAAAGAUAAUCCAAGUAGCAGCCACAGUAAAAGAAAAUGCAUGUAUGCGUGGGGUUAAGGAUUCAGAGACGUAUUACAUGUUGAAUCCAGACGGGAACAAUGGCCCUGAACUCAGCAUUUUCUUCGUCAGGCUUUGAUUAAGUUUCAGCGCAAACAUGGACACAUUGAACUGCUGGUCAGGAAGAAGGAUGAAGAGAGAAGGUCAUGACGAUUGACGUUGAAAAAAAAAAUGAUUACUUGUGUAGUAAAUUACUAAAUUGUUGUUGAAUUUUUAUUAGAGAACGAAUUGUUAGUGGGCUGGGCCCUGAUGGUAAGGCUUGUUCCCAUCGUUUAAAUAAGUUGAUUUUCAACAAAAUCCGACCCAGCCCUGUUUUGUUCAUCCUGAUCUCUCUAGCCUUGUACGGAUGAUCCCUCCAAGAAAGGGUUUAAGGCUUCAAGGCUUCAAGCUCCAUUUCUUCGACUCUAAAGCUAGGGUUUAUCGACAAUCUAUCACCACCAUCCAUGUGGACUCUUCGUCGAGCUUCUAAUUCUUUUAGGAAACAUGGCCAAUGCAUUGGGAUUUCUAGGGGUUUCUCUGCUAAGGUUGAAGCAAUAAGUAAUGAUUUUGAUCGCGGAACUAGCAAUUGCAGCACUAAAAAUUUGGUUUCUAGAAAAUGGAUUUCACAAAAGCAGGUCUAUUUUCCAUCUGUUUCUGAUGAGUUCUUUGUGGGGACUCGGAGUCUCUGUUCGCACGCCAGUGCAAGUGUUGGUGAUGACGACGGCACAGAGAGUCGGUUUGCAGAGCUAGGGGAAUCAGCUACGGCUGAGAUUGAUGAAAAAAGUAAUGCUGAGGACAUAGACAGGGAGGAACCACUUUGGGACUUGGAUUUUGUGAAUGAUACUGAAAAGCGUGCGAGUGGUGAGAUGUCUGAAAAGAAGGCUCUGCAAGAUCUAUUGGAUGCCAUUGUGAAAGCUCGGGGCGAUAUCUCCGAAGUUGUCAAUAAAUGGGUGCAGGAGGGAAAUAAUUUGGGCCUUGCAACUCCUAUGACCAUACUCAUUCCCCUUCGUAAGCAGCGGAUGCUUAGGAAAGCGUUACAGUUCUUAGAGCUGUUGGAAGGAAGUAAGCAAUAUAAUUUUAAAGAACACGAUUAUGCUUCUUGUCUUGAUUUGAUUGCCAAAUUACGGACUCUUCAUCAGGCAGAGAAAUAUAUUGAGCGGAUUCCAGAGUCCUUUAGAGGAGAAUUAGUGUACAGAACCCUGUUAGUUAACUGUGUUCGUGCUAUUGAUAGGAAGAAAGCAGAGGCAGUUUUCAACAGAAUGAAGGAGUUGAAGUUGCCAAACAGCAUUCAUUGUUUUAAUCAGAUGAUUAUUCUCUAUAGGAGGCUUGACAGGAUAAGGAUAGCUGAUAUCUUACAGUUGAUGGAGAAGGAAAAUGUCGAGCCUUCUGUACUUACUUACAAGCUCUUAAUAGAAACUAAAGGGGAGUCUGGUGAUAUCAAGGGAAUGGAACAGUUGGUUGAGGCCAUGAAGGCUGCAGGCAUUGAACCUGACGCAGGUACUAUAGCUAUAUUGGCUAAGUACUACGUUAAAGCAGGGCUUAAAGAUAGAGCAGAAAGUCUUUCACAGGAAGUUGAAGAAAGAAACCUGAAGGGAAAUGAAAGUGAACGCAAAGCACUGCUUCUUUUCUAUGCUUCUCUUGGAAAGGCUGAUGAAGUUGGCAAAAUAUGGGAUAAUUGCAAAUUGGAACCCAAGAUAGAUGAAUUUCAUGUUGCUAUAGAAGCAUGGGGUAGAAUGGGCAAAAUAGAGGAAGCAGAAGCAGUUUUUGAAAUGAUGCUUGAGAAAUGGACGAAAAUCUCCUCUAGGCAUUACUCAAUACUUUUAAAUGUCUAUGUCAACCAUAAGCUACUCAGUAAAGGGCAGGAAUUAAUAAAGCGGAUGUCAGACAGCGGGUGUCGACUAGGCCGUUUAACUUGGCAUGCAUUAGUGAGGCUUAAUGUUGAAGCUGGUCUGGUAGCGAAAGCUGAUUCGAUUUUACAGAAGGCAACUCAACGAAACCAGAUGAAGCCUUUGUUCAAAACUUGUUUGUUUCUCAUGGAGCAGUAUGCAAAGCAAGGUGAUGUUCAUAACACACAGAAGUUGUUCGACAAAAUGAGGCAGUAUGGGUACGGUGGACGUAUUAAGCCAUUCGAGGUUCUCAUUCAGGCUUACGUAAACUCAAAAACUCCUGCCUAUGGUUUCCGAGAGAGGUUGAAGGCAGACAAUCUUUUCCCUAACAAAACACUCUCAGCUCAGUUAGCGCGAGUAGAUGCAUUUAGGGAGAAUGCAGCGUCUGAUCUGCUCGACUGACAAGGUAGUUUAUUGCUACAAGUUGAUUUAUUAUUGUCGAAAAGAAAUUUGCACAGUUAAGUAGACACUGAUUUAUUUUUGUACAUUAUUCACUAAGAAACCUAGAGUGCGUUUGGUUUACUUGUUUUCUAAGCGUUUUUUGUUU